This is a messenger RNA of Asparagus officinalis (garden asparagus), 2398 nucleotides long. Its product is annotated as translocase of chloroplast 90, chloroplastic-like. Gene Ontology annotation, molecular function: GTP binding. The coding region runs from base 245 to 2224 and encodes 659 amino acids. NCBI's taxonomy places the organism in Eukaryota, Viridiplantae, Streptophyta, Magnoliopsida, Asparagales, Asparagaceae. Gene Ontology annotation, biological process: protein targeting to chloroplast. The transcript is spliced from 4 exons. Gene Ontology annotation, cellular component: chloroplast outer membrane. The record is from RefSeq and is a predicted model, not a curated record.
UCUCUCUCUCUCAAGUUUAAUUUAUUUUUUUUCUCUUUCUUUUCCCCCGAUAAAUAACGACUCUCUUAAUUGAACGAAGGAAGCCCAAAGCCACAGACCAAGCAGGAUCAAAACUAUCUGUCAUCUAGAUGUACUGAAUUCAAUUGGGUCUUCUUCUAAUUUGGAGAAACUUUAUUCUUGCAAUUUAUAUUGCUCAACUUGAUGGUAUGUUCGUGCCAAACUUUUCUUAAAAGAUUAAUAGAAGAUGAAGAAUUUUAAAGAAUGGUUUUCUUACGAGAUGUUAUCUAAAUCAUUACUCUCUGCAAGGCCUUUCAGUUUCUUUUAUGACGAAUCACUUGAUGGUGAGCUCCGCAAUCAAGAUACAACAGUAACAAGCAUGUCAGUAAUAUCAACACGUACUAAUUCUAAUGAUACCCAAGGGGAAAUACUUCCAGUUCAUUCAGAGCCUAUUGCAGCUGAAAACUCUGAUCUUGCUCAAUACAACACAAUUGACAAAAACUCAGAUUUAUUAACUCGAGUCGAGGCACUCCAAAUCAAUUUCAUGCGUCUAAUUCAAAGGAUUGGGCAAUCUCCUGCUAACCCUAUAGUGUCCCAGGUCCUAUACCGACUUCAAUUGGCAAGCUUGAUACGAGCCGGUGAAGUCCAAGUUAAAAGACCUGCACUCAAACUAGAUAAAGUUCAAAGUAUAGCCUCUAAGCUCGAGGCAUCGGGUCAUUCUAAUCUUGCUCUCUCCUUCAAAAUUCUCAUCAUAGGAAAGACUGGUGUUGGCAAGAGUGCAACCAUAAACUCCAUUUUUGAUCAACUGAAGGUUCUCACUGAUGCAUUCCAACCUGCAACAAACAAGAUUCAAGAGAUUACUGGAACUAUUAAAGGAAUCAGGGUUACGGUAAUUGAUACUCCAGGCCUUUCUCCUUCCCAUCAUAGCCAACAAAGAAAUAGAAAGAUCUUGUUUCAAGUGAAAAAUUUCAUCAGAAGAUCACCCCCCGAUGCUGUACUCUAUUUAGAUCGUUUAGAUACUAUUAACCGUGGAUACAGUGACUACCGACUCCUGGAGCUUAUUACCGAUGUCUUCAGUUCUUCGAUUUGGUGCAAUGCCAUAAUUGGUAUGACCCAUAGUUCAUCAUGUCCUCCAGAAGGACCUGAUGGUUAUACUGUAAGUUACGAUUCAUAUGUUGACCAUUGCACGAACGUAUUGCAGCAUCACAUACAUCAAGCAAUACAAAGCACUCAGCUUCAGAAUCCGGUGUUUUUGGUAGAGAACCAUCCUAUGUGCAGGAAAAAUGCUAAAGGUGAGAAAAUUCUCCCCAAUGGCCAAGAUUGGAUGUCUCAGUUGCUACUAUUAUGUGCAGCUACCAAAGUAUUGGGGGAUGCAAACAAAAUACUUGGAUUUCAGGAUAAUUUCCGGGUGACAAAAGCCAGAACUAGACUUCCUUCACUUCCUCAUCUCCUCUCAUCACUUCUUCAUCCAAGAGAUUAUAUGGAAGAGGAAUCCAAUGAGCCUUUUGAUGAUAUUGAGGAUGACGAAUAUGAUCAGUUGCCACCGAUUAGGAUUCUAACAAAAGCCCAAUACCGAAAACUAUCCAAAGAGCAGAGAAAAAUUUAUCUUGAUGAACUUGAGUACCGUGAGACACUACAUCUGAAGAAACAAUGGAAUGAUGAGCUUAGAAGACGAAAAGAGAAAAAUUAUGAUGACUAUGAAGAGGACAAUUCACAAGAGUUAGUACAGUUGCCAGAUAUUGCCGUCCCUUUAAAUUUUAACCCUGAUUGCCCAAGUUACAGAUACCGAUGCUUGAUGAAUACUAGUGAUCAAUGGCUUGUGAGGCCAGUUCUCAAUUCUCAAGGCUGGGAUCAUGAUGUUGGAUUCGAUGGAAUCAGUCUUGAGACCUCACAAGACCUAAAGUCAAGUCUUAAAGCUUCAUUUAUUGGACAAAUGAGUAAAGAGAAGGAAUAUUUCAACAUUCGAUCAGAAAGCGCAGCAAAGUAUUCUGAUGAAAAGGGCAGAUCAGUGCUCACUGGAAUUGACAUCCAAGGUGCAGAGAAAAACCUGGUUUGUACUGUUCAUGGGGAUGCAAAAUUCAAGAAUUCGGGUUGCAACACAACAGGAAGUGGAAUUACACUGACUUCCUUCGGGAAAUCAUUAUUUGUAGGGGCAAAGGUUGAGGACUCUGUUUCAAUUGGAAAAAGGUUUCAAAAUAAUGGUAAAUGCUGGAAGAUUGAUGGCUAAUGGCCAAGUUGCUAAUGGAGGAAGCAUGGAGGCAAUACUGAAGGGUAGAGGCUAUCCAGUGAGGGACGAUAAGGUCAAAUUCGCUGCAUUGUUGCUUUCCUUUGAAAAGGAAGUGGUUUUCAGUGGCAAUGUGGAAUCUGACUUCCGUGUAAGCCGCCAUGGGAAAGUUUCAUU